This is a messenger RNA of Phragmites australis (common reed), 3907 nucleotides long. Its product is annotated as kinesin-like protein KIN-14E. The coding region runs from base 188 to 3529 and encodes 1113 amino acids. Gene Ontology annotation, biological process: microtubule-based movement. Lineage: Eukaryota; Viridiplantae; Streptophyta; Magnoliopsida; Poales; Poaceae. Gene Ontology annotation, molecular function: ATP binding; microtubule binding; microtubule motor activity. The record is from RefSeq and is a predicted model, not a curated record. The transcript has 22 exons.
UCCGUUGCGCUCGAUUCCCAACGGUCGUCAAUAUCAGCAGUUCGAAUUCCAACCGCGGGGCAGGCAAAGUGGGAAAGCAAGCAAGGCAGCCGCAGUCCUCCCUCAAAUCCAUCCAACAAGCAGCCGCAUUUCUCCUCCGAAUCCACCACAAGUCUCCCCUUGUAGCUCGCUGAAGCUCUCGGAUUCAAUGGAAGGCGGGGAGACGCGGUGCCCCGGCAGCGACCACAUGGACUUUUCCUGGAACGCGGACGCGGAGAGGACGGCAGAUUGCGCCAGCCCCGACCGCGAGGAGGAGGAGCCGGCCCCGGCCCUUUCUCCGCUCGAGGUGGCGGAGUCCAUGAUCCUCGUGUCCGGGCCGCGCGUCGUCGCGUCCGGGCUGACGCUGGGCGACUGUCGUUCAGAUGACACUGUUCUGUUCAUUAAUGCUGGUGGCGGUGCAGUUGAAGGCUGGGACCCCUCUGUAAAAGUUUCUGGUGAUUCAUUCUUUGAAGGAGGGGAUGUGAUAGAAACGAAUGAGAGCAUAACUGAAUGUGGUGAUUGUCCCUCUCUUUACCACUCAGCACGUUACGGCAGUUUCAGCUACAAAUUCGACGGUCUUGCCCCAGGAGACUAUUUUCUAGAUCUGCAUUUUGCGGAGAUACUCUACACUUGCGGGCCAAAAGGAAUUAGUGCAUUUGAUGUCCUUGUACAAGAUGAAAAGAUAUUGUCUCAACUCGAUGUGUAUGCUGUGGUUGGAGGUAAUAGGCCCCUUCAAGUGCGUGAUAUUAGGGUUACUGUUGAGAUGAAUGGUGCUAUUAUGAUCAAUUUCAAAGGAGUAAAAGGAAGUCCCAUGGUUUGCGGGAUAUGUAUUCGAAAAGCACCGCCAUUAGCAGCAAACUCAGUUACAAAUGGGAAUAUCUUGUGCAAUAGAUGUUCAGCUGAUAUUGAUGUUUCAGCUAUACAGACUAGGACAAGCAAAUUGAUCUCGAAGUAUGAGAAACAGAUUGAGGAGCUAACCAGCCAGUGCACUAUGAAGUCCAAUGAGUGUUAUAUGGCAUGGUCGUCAGUAGACUCUACCAAUCUGGAGCUCGGCAGACUUAAAAUAGAGCUUCACCAAAAGGGCACUCAAAUGGAUAGUCUCGAACAAGCCCUCGGUAGAGAAAGCGACCAACUAAGAAAUGUUUCUCAGAAAUAUGAAAAUGACAAGAAAUUGUGGGCUGCUGCCAUAUCUAACUUGGAAAGGAAAAUCAAGGCCAUGAAACAAGAGCAGGCAUUGUUAUCUCUUGAAGCACAUGACUGUGCGAACUCAAUUCCGGAUUUGAGCAAGAUGAUUGGAGCAGUUCAGGCCCUAGUUGCACAGUGCGAAGAUCUAAAACUGAAGUACUAUGAAGAGAUGGCUAAGAGAAAGAAACUUCAUAAUAUUGUUCAGGAGACGAAAGGAAAUAUCAGGGUUUUUUGCCGGUGCCGACCCUUAAGCAAAGAUGAGUCCUCAUCAGGUCAGAAAUGUGUAGUGGAAUUUGAGGGAGCCAAUGACGGUGACAUUGCAAUUGCGAACCCUGGAACAAAUAAAAAGACAUUCAAGUUUGACAGAGUAUUCACACCAAAGGAUGAUCAAGCUGUUGUGUACGCCGAUGCAUCUCCGCUGGUCACAUCGGUCUUAGAUGGCUACAACGUAUGCAUCUUUGCCUACGGACAGACAGGAACAGGGAAGACCUUUACCAUGGAAGGGACUGAAAGGAAUAGGGGGGUAAAUUAUAGAACUCUGGAAGAGCUGUUCAAGAUUGCGGAGGAGAGGAAAGAAACUGUCACAUACAACUUAUCUGUUAGCGUUCUUGAGGUUUACAAUGAGCAAAUCAGAGACCUUCUUGCGACGUCCCCCUCGUCCAAAAAGCUGGAGAUCAAACAGGAUAGUGAAGGAUCCCAUCAUGUGCCUGGCAUAGUGGAGGCCAAAGUUGAGAACAUAAAGGAGGUUUGGGACGUCUUGCAAGCUGGAAGUAAUGCAAGGGCUGUAGGGUCAAACAAUGUGAAUGAGCACAGCAGUCGCUCGCACUGCAUGCUAUGCAUCAUGGUGAGAGCAAAGAACCUGAUGAGUGGAGAAUGUACAAGUAGUAAGCUUUGGCUCGUAGAUUUGGCUGGAAGUGAGCGCUUAGCCAAGACUGAUGUGCAAGGUGAAAGGCUUAAGGAAGCACAAAAUAUUAACAGGUCGCUUGCUGCAUUGGGUGAUGUCAUUUCAGCUCUUGCUACGAAAAGCAGCCAUAUACCGUACAGAAAUUCCAAGUUGACACACUUGCUGCAAGAUUCUUUAGGGGGGGACUCUAAAGCAUUAAUGUUUGUGCAAAUUAGUCCAUCCGACAAUGAUGUUUCAGAAACCUUGAGUUCAUUAAACUUCGCUAGCCGUGUUCGUCGUAUUGAAUUGGGGCCAGCAAAGAAGCAGGUCGAUACUGCCGAACUUCAAAAGACCAAACAGAUGCUUGAAAGAGCUAAGCAUGAAGCCAGACUUAAGGAUGAUUCUUUGAGAAAGCUAGAAGAAAACUUCCAGAAUUUAGAGACCAGAGCCAAAGGGAAAGAACAACUUUGCAAAAACUUGCAAGAAAAGGUAAAAGAGCUUGAAGGCCAGUUAGAUUCCAAGACACAUUCUCAAAUGAUAUCAGAGAAACAGCAGCGUCAGCUUUCUGGAAAACUAAAGGAGAAAGAAGAAAUGUGUACUACCCUUCAGCAGAAGAUAGUGGAGUUAGAGUACAAACUUAGACAGCCACACCAAUCAGACUCUGAGGUUGCAGUUCUUAAGAAAACGAUCAAAGAGCUGGAGCUCAAGUUGAAGGAACAGGAACACCAACGUUCAGUUGUGGAAUUAAAGAUCAAAGAGCUGGAGUUCAAGUUGAAGGAACAGGAACACCAGGGUUCAGUUGCAGAACUCAAGAUCAAAGAGCUGGAGCUCAAGUUGAAGGAACAAGAACACCAGCGAUCAGUUGCGGAACAUAAGGCAAGGGAAAUAGGAGAUGAACUCUUGGAAACACAGAGAACGGAGUCAAUGCUUCAGAAUAAGCUAAGAGAACUUGAAACCAACUUGCAAGAAAGGACCAAACUGCAGGAUACAAACAUCAUGAUGCUGGAUUCCGCCACCUCUACAAGAGUUUCUUCCACUCCUGGAGAGGCAAAGGUGCUGGCGUCUUCCAGAGAGGAAGCAAUGAGUGAGAAGGAGAAUCGCAUUCUGAGGAGCUCGAAUUCCCUCAACAAGCAGCCUGUCAGCGACAACUCUUCUCUUCCAGAAGUAGCAGUCAAUGAGAAGAAGAGAAAGGGGGAUGCAAGGAGUGCAUCGAUUGGUGGUGAACAAGAGAACAGCCUUGCAGCGGGUCAGAAUGCUGCCAGGAAGAGAAGCUUGCCAAGUGAGCCAAGGGCCAAGAGGAAAUCAACGGAACCUCAGGCAAAGAAUCUAGGAAGGUCAACAGCGUCAUCACGGGCCGCCGCUACUACACACAAGAUGGCUCCUAGUUCCAGAGCCCCCAGGCAGCAACCGGGCGGGAACAAGACAAGAGGAUGGGUUAGGUAGAACUCUUGUCUUUUGUGCUCGUGCUCUUGUGGUAGCUGUAGAUGGCAUUGUGAAAACUCCGGAUACAACUUGUGUUGGGAUGUAAAGGCUCAACUUUUAGCUGAGCCAUGCUGCAUCCUUGCAGUGAAUGUAAGUGCAGCCUAUUAGGAGUAUAUUACUGGUACGUUUUGCAGAUUCAACAGGUGUAAGAUCACUUUCUGGAGCGAGUGAUCUUAUACUGUUGAGUUAUUAUCUCUGAUCCUAAUGUGCUGUGGUGUUUUUGUCACUGUGCUGCACUCACCGAGCACCAGUCUUGAGAUUAACAAGUUGUCGCAUGUUUGCUGGGUUAGACGAACGGCUUAAUGCUAAAUAGCCUUGACGAAGCUGCCUUGUAAUUUG